This is a messenger RNA of Ochotona princeps (American pika), 893 nucleotides long. RefSeq names its product lon protease homolog 2, peroxisomal-like. The coding region runs from base 1 to 696 and encodes 231 amino acids. Gene Ontology annotation, biological process: protein catabolic process; protein processing; protein targeting to peroxisome. NCBI's taxonomy places the organism in Eukaryota, Metazoa, Chordata, Mammalia, Lagomorpha, Ochotonidae. The transcript has 2 exons. The record is from RefSeq and is a predicted model, not a curated record. Gene Ontology annotation, cellular component: peroxisomal matrix. Gene Ontology annotation, molecular function: serine-type endopeptidase activity; ATP-dependent peptidase activity; ATP binding.
AUGGUAUCUGGGAAGGAAAUUAAUCAAACAGUCAUUCCUAAGGACAUCCUUGGACCCCCGAUGUACGAAAUGGAGGUGUCUGAACGCUUGAGUCAACCAGGAAUAGCAAUAGGCUUGGCUUGGACCCCCUUAGGUGGAGAAAUCAUGUUUGUGGAGGCUAGUCGAAUGGAGGGCGAGGGUCAGUUGACCCUAACCGGCCAGCUGGGGGCUGUCAUGAAGGAGUCUGCCCAUCUUGCCAUCAGCUGGCUGCGCAGCAACGCAAAGAAAUACCACCUGACCAACGCUUCUGGAAGUUUUGAUCUUUUUGACAACACAGACAUCCAUCUGUACUUCCCAGCUGGAGCUGUCACCAAGGACGGACCAUCUGCUGGAGUUACCAUAGUAACCUGCCUUACCUCACUUUUUAGUGGGCGACUGGUACGUUCAGAUGUCGCCAUGACUGGAGAAAUUACCCUGAGAGGCCUUGUCCUUCCGGUGGGUGGAAUCAAAGACAAGGUGCUGGCAGCACACAGAGCAGGACUAAAGCUAAUCAUCCUUCCUCAGAGGAACGAGAAAGACCUAGAAGAAAUCCCAAGCAAUGUACGGCAGGACUUGAGUUUCAUCACAGCAAGCUGCCUAGAUGAUGUCCUCAACGCUGCUUUUGACGGUGGCUUUUCUGUCAAGACCAGACCCGGUCUCAUCAAUAGCAAACUGUAGGCUCAGUCUCAGCAUUCUAGAAUUUUAAGAUAUGAAGUAACAAAAGGUACUGGCAAGGCUGAUUCUGUUCACAUCACCAGGGGUAAGCAUCCUGUCCCUGUUCAAUGACCAUAAUCACAGCAGCAAUGAGCCUUAAGUAGUAGCUAUUGUUUACUAGAGAAAUACAAGGUGUUAAUUUAAUAAAAGUUGAUUAUAAA